AUGGCUACAGUUCUUACGAGAAGCCAUCCAGUCCCUCAAAAGCGAGCUAUCGAGGGUGAAAGCGGCAAAGAUGAGCCUGCAAUUUCGACCACGUCCUUGUCCGAGGGGUUGGCUCUAGGGGUCCCCAUCAAGCAGAAGAGGUUCUUCUGGCAGACGUCGAGGUCCUACGACCCGAAUGCAAUUGCGACACUUCCAAGUGUUUUCGACGAUCCCGAAACUGCAGAGAAAUACCUACCCAGGUCUGACUGGGAGAAUUUUCACCGCUUCGAUCCUACAGCUAGGUGGACAUGGGGGGAAGAAAACAGACUCGUCCGCAAGAUCGAUCUUAGGAUCAUGCUCUGGGCAAUCGUAAUGUUCAUGGCACUGGAGAUCGAUCGAGCGAAUCUUUCACAAGCUCUGACCGACAACUUUUUGGACGAUCUCAAACUUUCCACAGACGAUUACAACCUUGGAAACACCGUGUUCAAGCUUGCAUUCCUCUGCUCUGAGCUUCCUUCUCAGCUUGUAUCUAAGUGGAUGGGGCCAGACAGGUGGAUUCCGAGUCAGUUGAUUCUCUGGAGCUUUGUGGCAGCAGCUCAAUUCUGGCUCAGUGGUCGAGAGUCGUUCCUUGUCUGCAGGGCACUCCUUGGUGUGCUGCAGGGUGGAUUUAUUCCCGAUGGUCUCUUCACGCUCCUAGUCGGUCUGCUUGCCUUUGGCCUAAUGCCUGCAGGGCCGUGUCAGACAGCCAGCUGGUUCCGGGGCAAGAAAGGCUGGUUUGACGAGAGAGAGCAAACAGUUAUCGUAAACAGAGUCUUACGAGAGGAUCCAUCGAAGAGUAAUAUGCACAACAGAGAACCAGUAACACCAAAGCUGUUAUGGCAGAGUCUGAAAGACUUCGAUCUCUGGCCGCUAUACAUCUUGGGUCUAGCGUUCCAGAUUCCCAUGACGCCUCAAACUCUUUACUUGACACUGACUUUGAAGGGACUUGGUUUCGAUACAUUCCAAACCAAUCUCCUCACAAUUCCGUACUAUGCUGGACACAACGACAAACCAUUGUACAAAAGAGGCAACCGACAACUCCUUGCCGUGUGCUGCAUGAACAUUGUUUUGUAUUUCCUAACGAAGGCGUAUUACGUCUUUCGAAACAAACAAAGAGACAAGAAAUGGAACGCUUUGACAGAAGACGAGAGGCUGGAUUACCUUGCAAACACGACGGAUCAAGGCAACAAGAGAUUGGAUUUCAGGUUCCAGCAUUGA
Diaporthe amygdali is the source of this 1236-nucleotide messenger RNA. RefSeq lists its product as uncharacterized. Gene Ontology annotation, molecular function: transmembrane transporter activity. The transcript has 7 exons. The record is from RefSeq and is a predicted model, not a curated record. NCBI's taxonomy places the organism in Eukaryota, Fungi, Ascomycota, Sordariomycetes, Diaporthales, Diaporthaceae. Gene Ontology annotation, cellular component: membrane. Bases 1 to 1236 code for a protein of 411 amino acids.